This is a messenger RNA of Cylicocyclus nassatus, 603 nucleotides long. Lineage: Eukaryota; Metazoa; Nematoda; Chromadorea; Rhabditida; Strongylidae. The record is from the annotation of a GenBank genome assembly.
AUGCGUCAAGUGAUCCGAUGUGAUCUAAGUGAAGAUACCACACAAGGCUACUUCGAAACGGUUGUUUUUGAGGAAAAAGUCCGAGAAGGCGCCAUAUUUGGGCGAAAUGUAUUCGUUGGAUAUGACUAUUCCCGAAAGCCGGAGCUACAAGUGGUUGCCUUGAAUACGGAUACGGGUUCGGCUGAGCUGUCACUUGCUUUGCAUUGGACGGAGUAUGGAGAUCUGAAAGCAUAUCUGUAUGCACCAUUUUGGCUAUUCAACAAUACCUCUAUGACGUUGAAGCACAUGGAGGCUGAAUACGCUGUCAAGCACCUACCAGAUGAAAAUCCUCUGAUGCUGCCAUUUCCUAGUACAGAUUUCAGCAAGAAGAAGAAGGCCUCAUCACUCACAUCAGCUCCAUCUCCAUAUGAAAGUCAUGUCCGUCCGGCACUAACGCAAGCUAUCAAAGAGCUCAUUGGUCCUAGGGCUGAAAGAGCUCUGAAAAUACUCAUGAUCGUCGCGGAAACACUUGUACGCAAGGAUUUUACCCUUGAUCCCAAUGAAAAUAACAUGAAAAAGGCGGCCUAUCACAUGGUGAUUCUCACCAACUCAAUGUAUCGAUAA